Molecule: messenger RNA, 1329 nt
Organism: Aspergillus wentii DTO 134E9
Lineage: Eukaryota; Fungi; Ascomycota; Eurotiomycetes; Eurotiales; Aspergillaceae
Product: kinesin family protein
Exons: 1
Coding region: 1-1329 (442 amino acids)
Biological process (GO): microtubule-based movement
Cellular component (GO): kinesin complex; microtubule; spindle
Molecular function (GO): ATP binding; microtubule motor activity; microtubule binding
Source: RefSeq, a predicted model, not a curated record
AUGCUCCCAUUGAACGUAUGGGCAAGAUGGCGUCCUCUCAGGCCCAAUGAGCCACAGGGCGAAAUCGAACGCGAAUACAGCCAAGGUGAAUACUCACCAUCAUCAAUAUCCAUCGUUGCACCUCCAUCUUCUACUCGAGAUCGCUCGUGGAAAAGCGCCGCAUCUUUUGCUGGGAUAUUCGAUGCAGAUGACAAGAACAACACCGUCUUUGAAAAAGUCAUAGUCCCUGUCCUGCCACAUGUCUUGCAGGGAAAAUCGUGCAACUUCUUUGCAUAUGGCCACUCGGGCAGCGGCAAGUCGCAUACGAUUAUCGGAUAUGAUUAUGAAAAUAGCGAUGAGUUUGGGCUUUCUUUGGCUGCUGCUCGUUAUUUGGGAGAAGUGCUUGAGAGUAAGAAUGAAGGUGAUGAUAGCGACAAGCUCGGACUCGGAAUCCGGAUGUAUGAAUUACGAAAGAAUACGGCUUUUGACCUCCUCAACGGCCGUCGAGAAUGUUUCGUCCGUCAAGGGUCUGACGGACAGGUGUAUAUCCGUGGGGAGACCGAGAUGCUGGAAAACGGGAAAGUCAGGGUCAGACCUAUCGCAACAAAAGCAUGCUGGAGUUUCGAGGAUCUGCGCCGCGAGUUGCAAGUGGGAUUGAAACUUCGCACGACAGGGACCUCAACAGUCCAUGAUCAGAGUUCUCGGACGCAUGCAGUUUUGGAGCUUGAGAUUGUGACCAAGUCACUACUGGAGGCACGCGAUGCGGUGAUAGAGCGACAGUCAGAGCUUGUUCCGGUGGGGAAAUACGCGACUGAUGUCUACAUUGAAGAGAAUUAUCGCGGCUUGAUACAGAAUGAAGAGGGGAAGUAUGUUCCCAAUCCCGACUAUCAGAUCGACCAGACACGGAUCGAUGCUGCCGAGGCAAAGAAGGCCGAGUUUGAAUCAUGCGUUAAGGAAGCCGAGAGCUACGAGUCUCAAGUAUUUGACUCUAUAGCCCAGCGACAUGUGUGUAUUGGAGGAAAGCUCGUUUUUGUCGAUCUCGCAGGCUCAGAAUACUCAGAUCAGAACACUGGGAUGAAGCAAACACCACAGGAGAAACAAGAGGGAAGGCAAAUCAACACAGAUCUUCUGGCUUUGAAGGAAGUCAUACGGGCUAGAGCACUGAACAAGACCCAUAUCCCGUUUAGAUCUUCGCCGCUGACCAUGGUGCUGCGUCAACAUUUCCAGGCGUCGAUAGACAGUCAUUCGGCGAUGAUUCUCACUGUUUCACCAUCCGUUGAGCAGUUUGCGGCUACGAUGAAUACGCUGAAGUAUGGGAAUUUAGUCGGUGCGGCAGGUGGAAAGAAAUAG